GUAGUGUCCAUGGUGAGAUUCUGGUGACCUAAUGGGGACCCUGUUAUCUUUGGAGCACAGCAGAAGUCCACAGGCCCCAGGAUCAAGCUGAGGAUUUGGGAGUGAUGCUUUUCACUUCAUAUUGAGACAAAUCAGCAAUUCCAUGAAUCUGCCUUCUCCAAUUGUUUUUAAAGUUUGAAAGAAUAAUAUGCAAAAAGUCAACUACAGAAGGUUCCACUAUUGGCUACUAAUGAUUUAUCUGCAAUAUAUCUGGAUUAUAAUUACUUGAAAUUCAACAAUGACAUCAAACAAAACUUGCAUUGUGCAUCCGAUCAGGAGUUUGCAAAAGGAACAUCAUGCUAUGCCCUUAAAUUCAAAAUUAAAUUUUUUAUCAAAUUGGAAUUUGGAAAAUGAUAUAAUUAUGAGGAACCCAGAAAAUUGUGAAUUAGCUCGAAAAUGGUUUCUUUCAAUGCAGAAAGGUGCAGUCAAAACUUCAGAAGUGGAAUUUUCUGUUCCUUCUACUCUAUAUAAAUCCCUUAUCAGUUCCAAACAGCAUUUGAUUGAUUCAAUCAUGAGAGAAUGUGGAAGAUUCAAUAUUUAUUUUUCAAGAAACAAGUCAGGCCUUCAAAAAGUCAUUAUUAGAGGCCCUGAAGAAAAUAUUGAAAAGGUGAAUAAAAAGUUUCUGCAACUAUUGGAAGAAGAGAAAGCCAAGAGUUAUUCUGUAGCUGUCCCUGUCAAGUCAAAAUAUCACCAGUUUCUCAAGAGUAAAAAUGGUGGCAAUCUUCCCAAUAUCUGUGUAAAACAGGGGGCACGUGCUAUUUUCCCUACCCCUAAAAAUAAGAAUCAGGAUUUGGUAACAAUCAUGGGGAAAGAGGAAGCUGUUAAAGAAGUACAAAAAGAACUAGAUCUUUUGUUGAAAGACUUAGAGUGUGUGGUGGAGGAUAGCAUACUGAUAAAUCGUAAGUUUCACCAUUAUUUUGUCAUGCGAAGGGACCAGCUUAUACGAGAAAUGACAGAAAUUUAUGCUGGUAUGGUUAUUGACUUUACUUAUGAAGGAAAACAGAACAUCAGAGUUACAAUGAAAGGAGAAAAAGCUUGCGUUGAAGCAGCAAAGAAACACAUUGAACAGAUUUUUGAGCCCUUGGGUUCCCAUGUCACAAAACAGUAUGUUAUUCCUCAGAAAUUCUAUACUUUUUUCAUGGGACCAAUGAGUUCCAAAGUCCAUCAAAUUGCUAAGGAUUAUAAAGUUCAACUCUCAUUCCCAGACAAAGAAAAGCCAACUACGUAUAUACAUCCAGUGGUUCAGGAAACUGGGAAAGACAAGAAGGGAAAGAACACUAAAGAACUUCCUUUUAGUAACCAAAGAAGAUGUAAAACCAUAUUUGUCUCAGGUCAAAUGGAAAAUUGCAAAGCAGCCAUGGAAGCUCUUGAGUAUCUAAUUCCUGUCACUGCUGAAGUCCGCGUGCCGUCUCACCUACAUCCUUACAUAAUUGGGCACAAAGGAAGUGGGAUAAAGAAGCUAAUGAGUGAAUUUGACGUUCAUACUCAGGUAUCACAACCUGGAGGCAAUUCUAAUAUCAUAUCCAUAAUGGGUCUUGCUGCAAAGGUGGAGCAAGCCAAGGUUAAAUUAGAAAAACAAAUCAAUGCUUUACAAACACAAAUGGAAGAUCGUGCACGAAGAAACUUUAAGCUAUCAUUUAUUCUAGAUCCAAAAUACUACUGCAAGAUCACUGGUCAUAAGGGCUUGCUUAUUGCUCAGAUUUGCACAGAGCAUGAUGUCACUAUCCAUUUUCCAAAGAAAGGAAACCAUGAGAUACAAGACCAAAUCGUAAUUACAGGCUAUAAAGAGAACACCUUAGCUGCUAAAGAUGCAAUAAUGAGAAUGUUGUAUAAGAUAGAAAAAACAGUUUCUAAGGAAAUCCCACUAAACCACCAGGUUCGUGACAGUAUUGUUGGAUUUACUGGAAAAACUAUCCAAAAAAUCAUGGAGCAAUUCCAAGUAGACAUCCGAUUACCUCCAAAAGGAUCCUGGAAUCCCAACAUUACUGUGAUUGGACUCCCUGACAAAGUUCAGGAAGCAAUUGACCAUAUACUCGAACUUGAAAAGUAUUACCUUUCAACUGUCAUAAAGUAUGACUCUCAGCUUGAUAAUUUUAAGAACACCUGUCUUUACAAAAUAACCAUGGAAUCAUCUAAAUGUUUUGGGAAAAGAGAUGUUCCCCAUAAUGCAAAAGUCACCCCAAACUCCCCAAAUGAUGAUUCUGAAGAAUUCCCCAAAUUGAAACAACAAACACCUCCCAAGACUCAUCCUUGGAGACCAUAACAAAAAAAAUGAUAAAAAAGAAAUAAAAGAAAUUU
Molecule: messenger RNA, 2337 nt
Organism: Peromyscus eremicus (cactus mouse)
Lineage: Eukaryota; Metazoa; Chordata; Mammalia; Rodentia; Cricetidae
Product: vigilin-like
Exons: 3
Coding region: 278-2302 (674 amino acids)
Cellular component (GO): nucleus; cytoplasm
Molecular function (GO): mRNA binding
Source: RefSeq, a predicted model, not a curated record